Messenger RNA from Aplysia californica (California sea hare), 1133 nucleotides. Its product is annotated as glutamine amidotransferase-like class 1 domain-containing protein 3A, mitochondrial. Gene Ontology annotation, cellular component: mitochondrion. Bases 166 to 933 code for a protein of 255 amino acids. The record is from RefSeq and is a predicted model, not a curated record. Lineage: Eukaryota; Metazoa; Mollusca; Gastropoda; Aplysiida; Aplysiidae. The transcript has 7 exons.
AGCAGUCAGUGCAUGUUUUAGUUUGUUUGUGUCACCUUUCAACUUUCGAGGCAGACCCUGCUCACCUGUUCAACCCCGGCCUGGCUCCAAGGACCAAGUUAUUUAUUUAUUUUUCAGUUUUUGUUUCCGAUAGCUUGGGCAUUAUAAGUAGUCAGUCCUUGCAGAAUGUUUUCCUACUCUAGAAUUUGUUCUCUCCGACCCUCCAGUGUAAAGAAAUUAUUGAACUUGAGACUGCUACAGACUAGUGCGUCCUUGCAAUCUAACGUAGCUGUGGUACUCGCUGGCUCUGGAGUGUAUGAUGGAAGUGAGGUCCAUGAAGUGUCAGCAGUCUGGGUCCAUCUGAGCAGAGCUGGAGCUGAGGUUUCCAUGUUUGCACCAGACAUCCCCCAGAUGCACACUGUUGACCACACUAAGGGAGAGCCUUCAGAGGAUGGCAGAAAUGUAUUGAAAGAGUCGGCCAGAAUUGCUCGAGGUAAUGUAAAGCCGAUUUCCGACUUGCAAGUAACCAACUUUGAUGCAGUGGUGUUUCCUGGUGGAUUUGGUGCUGCCAAAAAUUUGUCGUCUUUUGCUGUUGAUGGGACAGACAUGAAGGUGGAGCCUGAUGUCGAAAGAGUUUUGAAGGAAUUUCAUUCAGCACAAAAGCCAAUUGGGCUUUGCUGUAUUGCUCCUGUCCUUGCUGCCAAAGUAAUCUCUGGCUGUGAAGUGACUGUGGGCUCUAAUGAAGAGGAAGGUGGACGAUGGCCUUUUGCUGGGACUUGUGGUGCCAUUGAGGCUAUGGGAGCCAAACAUGUGAAGAAGAAUGUUACUGAAAUACAUACUGAUGAAGCCAACAGAAUCGUAACUACACCAGCUUUUAUGUGUCAGACAGCUGUUCAUGAAGUUUUUGAUGGCAUUGGAGCUAUGGUCCAGAAAGUGCUGACUUUGAUCAAGUGAAAGAAGAGCUGACAGAUAUUGAGAUGGAAGAAAGACAUCGCUGACUGUUAUUGGACAGGAAAUGUUGCUAUUCCUGGAAUUCACCCUUUGUUGUUGCUGUGGAAAAAACCAUUGUUAUUUUUAAUAUGAAAAGAAUAUUUGUGGCAAUGCCAGUGAUGCUGGAUGACUUGAACAAGGCAUAUUAAACGAGUUUAAAACGA